ACUUUGAAAUAAAAGGAAAUUAAGACCGACAUAAUACAAAUGCGAUGCAGAAUUGCCCUCCCUCCUGUUACAUUUAUCAAAAAGAAACCCACAACUCAAUGUCUCUUCAAAAUUUCUUCAAAUUUCUCAAGAAAACAUUAGUUAAAGAAAGAGAAAGAAAACCUUCAGCACUUUCAGAGGGACUAUGUCGUCAAUUUUCACUAGCUGAGCUCAAAGCAGCCACCAACAACUUUGAUGAUGAUUUGAAAAUCGGUGAAGGUGGUUUUGGCCCAGUGUACAAAGGCCUCGUUGAUGACGGCUCUUUGGUUGUCGCUGUCAAACGCUUGGCUAGACAAUCGGAACUAAGAGCUGAACCGUUCCAAAAUGAGGUACAGGUACUCUGCCAGCUGCGCCACCAGAAUCUUGUCUCUCUUCUCGGGUUUUGUCACGAGAAGGGUGAGAGCAUCCUUAUGUAUGAAUAUGUGACCCAUGGGGGAUUGAAUGGUCAUCUUUUUAAGAAUGAUGAUCCACUCCCAUGGAAGCGGAGACUAGAGAUAUGUAUUGGGGCAGCGCGUGGAUUACACUACCUUCACACAGGUGCAAAGUAUGCAAUAAUUCACUUCGAUGUCAAGCCUCACAAUAUUCUUCUGAACGAAAAUUGGGAUGCUAAGCUUUCAGACUUUGGAUUAUCCCUAAUUGGUCCCUCUAGCUUCUCAAAGCCUAAACCCAACGCUUGGGAAGGAAGGAUAUCAACAGCAAGAGGUACCCUGGGCUAUAUGGCUCCAGAGGUGUUGUACAAAAAUCUUGGAUUCAGUGAAAAAGUUGAUGUGUACUCACUAGGUCUUGUUCUGAUAGAAGUAUUGUGUGGUAGAAAGAUGGUUGACGCCUUCGCAGAAGACGACGAUUUCAUUUAUUUGAUUUCAGGGAUCAUUAAAUGCAUCAAAAAUGGCUGUGUUCAUGAUAUAAUUGAUCCAUUUCUGAAAGGGAAGAUAGCACCAGUGUGUUUGAUAGAAUAUAAAACAUCAGUUAAAGAAAGGGGAAGAAAACCUUCAGCACUUUCAGAGGGACUAUGUCGUCAAUUUUCACUGGCUGAGCUCAAAGCUGCCACCAACAACUUUGAUGAUGAUUUGAAAAUCGGUGAAGGUGGUUUUGGCCCAGUGUACAAAGGCCUCAUUGAUGGAGGCUCCUUGGUUGUCGCUGUCAAACGCUUGAAUAGAUCAACAUCAUCAGGACAAGGAGUUGAAGCGUUCCGAAAUGAGGUAGAGUUACUCUGCCAGCUGCGCCACCAGAAUCUUGUCUGUCUCCUCGGGCUUUGUCACGAGAAGGAUGAGAGGAUCCUUGUGUAUGAACAUAUGACCCAUAGGUCAUUGGAUCGUCAUGUUUUUGGGAAUGCUGAUCCGCUCCCAUGGAAGCGGAGACUAGAGAUAUGUAUUGGGGCAGCGCGUGGAUUACACUACAUUCACACAGGUGCAAAGUAUGCAAUAAUUCACCGCGACGUCAAGCCUCACAAUAUUCUUCUGAACGAAAAUUGGGAUGCUAAGCUUUCAGAUUUUGGAUUAUCCCUAAUUGGGCCCUCUAGCUUCUCAAAGCCUAAACCCAACGCUUGGGAAGAAAUGAUGACAUCAGCAAAACACAACGCUUGGGAAGAAAUGAUGACAUCAGCAAGAGUUACCCUGGGCUAUAUGGCUGGAGAGAUGUUCUACAAAAAUCUUGGAUUCAUCAGACGACUGACCCCUUCGCAGAAGACGAGGAUUUCAUUUAUUUGAUUUUCGGGAUCAUUAAAUGCAUCAAAAAUGGCUGUGUUCAUGAUAUAAUCGAUCCAUUUCUGAAAGGGAAGAUAGCACCAGUGUGUUUGAUAGAAUAUGUGGAGAUCGCUCUCAAUUGUGUAUAUAUAAAGCCAAAUGAACGGCCUUCAAUGGGAGAAGUUGAGGUAACCUUAGAACUUGCAUUGGAGCUGCAGGAGAAAGCCGACUUGGUUAUCAAGGCUGACAA
This is a messenger RNA of Rubroshorea leprosula, 1971 nucleotides long. NCBI's taxonomy places the organism in Eukaryota, Viridiplantae, Streptophyta, Magnoliopsida, Malvales, Dipterocarpaceae. The record is from the annotation of a GenBank genome assembly.